Molecule: messenger RNA, 6756 nt
Organism: Conger conger (European conger)
Lineage: Eukaryota; Metazoa; Chordata; Actinopteri; Anguilliformes; Congridae
Product: collagen alpha-1(XXV) chain-like
Exons: 34
Coding region: 1-1722 (573 amino acids)
Source: RefSeq, a predicted model, not a curated record
AUGGUUCGGCCUGCGGAAGCGUGCGCCCCCCGAAGGCACAGAGCUCACGGCUCGCUGCCUGACAGACUGCGGCCGCUAGCUUACACCGCCACCAUCCAGACGUCCAUAUGUCCAUAUGUCCAGCAUGCCAACGGUGCUGCUGGUCUUAAAGGAGACAAGGGCGAUCCAGGAGACCCAGGACCUCGGAUGGUCUUCCCUAAGAUCAAUCAUGGCUUUCUUUCCGCCGAUCAGCAGCUCAUUAACCGCCGGCUCAUUAAGGGUGAUCAGGGCCAGGCUGGCCCCCCAGGUCCUCCCGGCCCUCCAGGCCCCCCUGGGCCCCGUGGCCCCCCAGGGGACACAGGAAAAGAUGGUCCCAGGGGCCUGCCAGGGCUGAUGGGAGAUCCAGGAAUGCCGGGGGAGAUCGGACCGCGGGGACCAGAAGGACCCCUAGGAAUUAAGGGAUUGAUAGGCCCCCCAGGACUACCCGGUGUCGAUGGACUGAAGGGUGAAAUGGGAGAACCAGGCGAGAAGGGAGACAUGGGAGAAGAUGGCUCUAAAGGAGAGUUGGGAGAGAAGGGAGAUGCAGGUUCGUCAGCUGCAGGGAUCAAGGGCGAGCCAGGACUACCUGGGAAAGAGGGACGCAAGGGAGAGCCAGGACUUCCUGGACUGCCUGGACUUCCUGGAAUUAAGGGGGAGCCAGGAUACUUGGGACCUCAAGGAGAUCCCGGUCUACCUGGGCUACCUGGAACCAAGGGGGAGCGGGGGGAGCAGGGCCCCCCAGGGAAGGGGGCGCGAGGAGAGACCGGCCCCAUGGGACAGAAGGGAACACAAGGGGAGUCUGGGAAUCCAGGCCUCAGAGGGUCAAAGGGGGACCCCGGAGAGACAGGUUCCACUGGGCCCAGGGGCCCCCCAGGACCAAAGGGGGAUCAGGGUGCCACGGAGAUCAUAGACUACAGCGGGAACAUCCAGGAUGCACUGCAGAAGAUUACCACUCUCACAGUGACGGGUCCACCAGGACUGCCCGGGCCAAUAGGACCACAGGGAUUAAAGGGCGAUCGAGGAGCACCUGGUUUUCCGGGACUGGACGGUGAGAGAGGCAUGAAGGGGUCGAAAGGAGAUUCGGGUUCCCCGGGACAGCCUGGAGAGAAGGGGUCACUGGGACUACCUGGCUUGCCUGGUGUGAACGGAUUCAAAGGAGACAAAGGUGACACGGGGCUAUCUGGCGCCCAGGGACCUUCAAUCAUCGGCCCUCCUGGGGCUCCAGGCCCUCAUGGGCCCCCGGGACCCAUGGGGCCCAAUGGGAUUUCAGGACCCAAGGGAGAGACAGGGACGCACGGUCUGAAGGGGGCGCGUGGAGAGCCGGGACACAAAGGUGACAGAGGACCCCUGGGCCUCCCAGGCGCGUCAGGGUUGGAUGGCAGGCCCGGAGCCAGGGGAAUGGAUGGGCCUCUUGGCGCCCCUGGACCAGCCGGGCCCAAAGGAGACCAAGGUGAAAAGGGUUCCGAGGGUGAGCCAGGAUCCCAGGGACCUCAAGGACUUCCUGGAGUAGCUGGCACACCUGGAUCAGAUGGUAUCCCAGGGUUAAGGGGGGAGAAAGGGGACCUUGGUGAGAGAGGAGAAAAGGGGUUCCGGGGACUUAAAGGUGAAAAGGGUGAGCCGGGCCAGCCUGGUUUGGACGGGCUGGACGCCCCGUGCCAAUUGGGUCCAGAUGGUUUGCCGAUGCCAGGAUGUUGGCAGAAGUGAUCACUCUUAAUUCCCAAAGCAUGGAGUUUGUACAUAAUGCUUCAUUUUAUUUUGUAUUUGUAUUUAUAGUUUUGUUUUGUUUUUUGUUUUAUUUUUUUAAAUGAAAAUGUAGAUGUCUCCCAUAACAAAAAUGUAUAAAUAUCACGUGAGCGUCGUUGAGUAGAGUUUCUCGGCCGAUAGCUGAGCUAUUUCAGAGCAUGGUGCUGUGGCCUAGCUUGCUUGCAUGGACAGAGGUCAAGCAGCACUUUGGAGGUCAUGACCAAAGCAGAGACUCAUGGGAAAGCGAGUUCACAAUGGAGGCAGGACCAGGCUCACUAAUGAGAGGCGACUGAUGGUGGCACCUGCGUUCAUCACCCAUCCAUGCUACAACAGCAACUCAAAUGACUAAAACGUUCAUUCCUUAAAAAAAUGCUAAAUGCAACAACAACAAAAAAAACUGCAUGGGUACUGUGUCCAACUAGGAAUAUAUGUGGAUGGAUUUUAAUCAUUGUGGUGUGCUCAAACAUGUGGCUUCCUCGAACACUAACUUGCUAUUCAUUGCAACUUACCCCAACAAAUGGAUGGGAAAAAACCAAAAGAAAGGGCAAAGCUGAUCAUUGAUUGGUUCUCCUAUUUGUUCCAUCAUCUUCAAAGGGAAUUACGCCAUGGCUGGUGGCUUGACAAAUACACAAACCCAGAAAGAGGUGAUGUGCAAAGCGGUUUCUUUAUCACGGUGGCGAUCUCCAUGGCAACACGCCGUGACCUCAGCCGGGUUCCUGGCCUGAAGCCGCGAGUGCAGCGGCACGCACAGGAAGUUGCACAGGGCCAGUUUGGAGCGGACUUUUGGGAGUGUGAGCCCCAGGCCCCAGGCCCCAGGCCCCAGGCCCCAGGCCCUGCUGUAGGGGGUCUGCUUGGGCUGUCCUGGACAGGGGAGGAGAUGCACAUGCGCUGGGGAACCGCUUCAGAAGGAGCUUGGGAGAGAGGAAGAUGGGACCUCUGAAGCAGCCAAUCAGAGCUGCCAAUGGAUUCAUCAUGACUUUAAUGUUUGUUUUUCCCCCCACGCAUACAUCAUCGCCCUUGGUGCCUCGUUUUUUUUUUUUUUGUCAUUCUUUGUUGGAAACCUUAACUUUUUUUAACAUGCUUUGAGAAAGAGGGAAGGUCUUUUUGGAUUAAUGGAAUGGUUGCUUUGUGCCAUACAGUAUUGUUAAUUUUAUUGUCUUUUAUACAUUUUCAUGUAUAUUAUAUUUUGAAAUUUGAUGGUAGCCAGACAUUAACGUUAUUUUGUGCUGCAAACAUACAUGCUGAUGUGGACUGAAUAUAUUUGUGGAGAAAUAUUAAACAUUUAAAAAUUACUAAAGGUAUUGUCAAUAACUGUCUGGAUUCACAAAAGAUUCUGGUAUUUUCUUAAUUGUAAAAUAAGUCAGAUGGAUGUUUUGCAUCGAGAUAUUUUUAGUGGAGGGAAAAAGACUACCAUUAAUGUCAUUAAAUGUACAAUAACCAUGGAGAAAACUUUGUGUGACUUUUCUGUGGUUUUGUUUUUCAGUUUGUCGGCCCUCUCAUCAUGGUGGCUGUUUCAUUAUAUCCUGUUUCUGGUGUCUUUGAUUGUUGAAUAUAACCAAGUUUCUUUCCUGUUCUAUGGUUUAUUUCCAGAUGCAAAUGUCUGUGUCCAACGUUCAUGUAUGAGUUUUUUUUUUUUAUUCAACAAUAUUUUAUCUUUUUUCAGUCAAAACAUUCUUGUCUUUAAAUGAGAAUGAAAUGUUCUAUUUCAUUCCAAUGUUUGAACUUUCUUACAAACAUGUAUUACAUGGUUUGUGUGGUUAGGCUGAGACUUCGGCCUUGUGUAUGUUAACCCAUUGUUCCUGUUCACUGCUGGAUCUGGAGGUGGUUCCAAGGGUAGUAUUUCUGAUAGAAAGAAUUCCCCCGGCCAACCCCAGCCCUUCACGCCCCUACCCGCCCCACAUUCCCACAGAUCCCAGUCACCUGGGGCACGUUCAAUCGGAAAACGUCUUGCUACGGUUUCCAGGUUGAAUGAUAGGUUUCCUCCCAAUGGUAUGCAACAUUUUGCAACAGGCUUUCAGGUGUGUUUGCUCCUGUUUGGUGGGUGUGUCGGGGGUGUAGCCCGAAUCAAUGGCGUAGGCCUAUCAGCGGUCAACAAUAGAAUAUUUAUGCCGAUGUCAGACAGGAAAAGGCACCUGUGCCUUUGCUUUAAAGGCCAAAGAACGUACAGAAUGGCCUUUUCAGACGCCAUUGGAGCAAACCGUACCUACGUCAGUCUGUCCACAUCAAGUUGUUAGCCUUUGAGUUAAGUCUCCUGAUUGGUUCACAGUUGGUGAUUGACCGCACCUGAUGGCUCCACCAGUUCAAAGCGUGUUUUCCCUGCCUGGCUACAUACCACCAAGCAUUACAUUCCAGUGCUAAUAAAAUAAUAUGGUUUCUCCUGGCAAUGAUGUUGCUGACAUCACACCUCAUAGUCUGUCAGGCAGCUGUGUCAAGUCGAUUGGAGCUGUAUGUAGUUUCAUACUAAUGAUGGCCAACCAUGACUUAAUAACCCCUGAAUAUUAUAUACAGACAGUAAGGUGGUGGUCCUCAUCCCUGUUCCUUCAGAUCUACCAUUCUGUAGGUUUUCAUUUCAACCAUAACCAUACCUGAUUCUAGUUAUUAGCACCUCCACCAGAUCUCAAGCUAUUGGAGUGAAUACCUACAGGAUAGUAGAUCUGCAGGAACAUGGUUGGGCAGCCCUGCUCUAGCUGUUGCUUUGUUAGGGUUGUAGUGAAAACCUACAGGAACAGGGUUGGGAACCACUGCUGUAAAAAUAAAAUCCAUGCUAGCUGACUAAUAGGCCAAUGGCCAAAUAAGCAAAAGGCCAGAUAACUGUAGGCCAGAUUGUAUGGACAUAAAGAUGUUCUAUUUUAAGAAAUAUUGCAGAUUGAGACAUUUCCCAAAGCCCUAAAUUAGGCAUCUUGGCAGCUCUUGGAAAAAGCAUUCUUGAAUGUGAAGCAAGUUACAAUGUACAUUUCUGUAAUUGUACCAUUUUUCAUUAUUUUACUUUUCUUAAAUUCAGUGUUUCUCUGCCAGGCUUCUGUUUCUACAAUUUCAACAGUCUAGUGGUCAGACUAGGACACAACAGAAAAGACUAUGUGAGAUUUUGUAGGAAUUAAUUGUAAAUGUGUAUUGUAAACAGUGAUAAUACAAAAGGAAAGUGUUACGUUUUUGGUCUACUUUUACCUGCAGUUGGUCUAUAGGUGAAACAAUGUACUUGUGUUUCAAUGAUAUAUUUGAUAAGCAUUCAAAGGAAGUGUGCAUAUACACUCAGUGAGCACUUUAUUAGGUGUUCAUUAGACUUAUAGGUCUUCUGCUGCUGUAGCCUUUCCACUUAGAGGUUUGAUGCAUUGUGUGGUCAGAGAUGUUCUUCUGUACACCGCUGUUGUAAUGUGUGGUUAUUUGCAUUACUGUCACCUUCCGGUCAGCUUUGACUAGUCUGGCCCUUCUCCACUGACCUCUCUCAUUAACAAGGCGUUUUUGUCCACAGAACUGCUGCUCUCAGGAUGUUUUUUGUUUUUCCGCACCAUUCUCUGAAAACUCUGAGAUUGUUGUGCAUGAAAAUCCAAGGAGAUCAGCAGUUUCCUCAUUCUGACAUUUGGUCUGAAAAACAGCUGAACCUAUUGACCAUGUCUGCAUGCUUGUAUGCAUUUAGUUGCUGCCACAUGGUCUACAGGUCACCUAAUAAAGUGCUCAGUGAGUGUUUACGUCUAUAUAUUGUGCCAUAUACAGUCUUGUUACUAGUCUGCUCAGUUUUCACUUGUAACUUUCCAAUGAACAAUAUAGCUACGUUUAUGGGCUAAUUUGUUUUGGUUUACUGUCAUGGGAAAGUGUGAGUAUUUGUUUUAAGCUAUUCUGUGUAUGUGUAUUUCCAAUACGUGCACCUCACAAAUGACGUUUCACAUUUUUCAUUGGCAACUGUUUGUAUGUUUUUAUUUCAAUUUUUACAGCAUACUGUCAUUGUUCUUCUCCUUUCCUGCUGUUUUGUAUGCAAAAUAUAAUAAUUUACAGAUAUUGUUGUGAGUGUUUGUUGUGAGGUGACCUCAUGUAAGAACACAUCAGUCACCUUUGACCUUAACUUUAUCCUAGAAGUCAACAGAAGCUUUUCUUCACAAAUUCAGUAUGGAAAGUUGGAGUGAUCAUUAAACUUGCCAAAUUGUUUGUGAGGGAAUUUAAUAAUGCUUGAUUUUAAUGUCAAAUUUUAGAGACAAACGUCGAUUGAAUCUCAGCCACUGUCUCUAAACAUUUGUUCCUUAUGAGGCGACAUUAGCUCAGGAGGUAAGGGCAGUCAGAGGGUUGCCGGUUUGAUCCCGCCCUGGGUGUGUCAAAAUGUCGCUGAAGACACCUAACCCCCAAAUGCUCCUGAUGAGCUGGUUGGUACUGGGGGGGGCUGGGACACUUUCUUGAUUCAGCCCUUUCUGGUUUUUGUUGUAUUGUGAGUUUUGGAUCUGUGUUAUUAAGUGAACCAUACAAUUUUAUUCAUGGCCAGUUUGCAAUACUGUAAUUUUUUAUUUUUAUUUUUUUCCUCGAAGGCAGGGGUGCACAACUCCUUGAGGUGUGGUUCCCGAGGGCAGGUCUGCGUACUGGUUUUUGUUCCAACCAGUUGCUUUGUUUUUAAUUUGCUCACGGCUCUAUAUAUUACCCUGGUUCAUAUCUGUACUUGAGCACAGUAAAAUCAUUAGGAUACACUUGCAGUCAGCAGCUGUAGCUGGUACUCAUACACGUCAGAUAAGAUAGGAUUGAAUCAAUUCAAUAAUUAAAACCUGAAGUUGAUACAAAAUCCUGAAAUGGCCCUUGUUGGGCACCCCUGCUCUAAGGUGACUGGGGCCUUUUAGUCUAGUUGUAUUCCUGAUGGCAGUACAGGAUGAAAUUGUCAAAAGGGUGCUUCAUUGCUGUGCUUUGGCAAUCAAAAGAGCAGUUCCUUAUUUUUGGGACUCUUAAGUCUCCUUUCUGGAAAACAAUUAAAGCAUUAUCUGUGUUGAGAAGAGAUGUUUCAAUAAAGUUCAACCAACAUGA